Acanthoscelides obtectus is the source of this 641-nucleotide messenger RNA. The record is from the annotation of a GenBank genome assembly. Lineage: Eukaryota; Metazoa; Arthropoda; Insecta; Coleoptera; Chrysomelidae.
UGGAAAACUUGCCAGAUGAAGUAAUAAGACUAAAUUUUCGAUUUGAGGGUCUGACCUUCAUAGGCUGAGCUGUUUUACGAAUACCUUCAGAAAUUGUCACUAUCACACGUAAUAAAGUGGAUGGUUUAACAGCAUUGUGCAUUCUACUAAGACGGCUGGCAUAUCCAAACAGAUUGUGUGAUAUGGUCCCUAUGUUCCACUUGUCAACUCAGUCUUGUCACAAAUCAUAAAUAAAUUGAUAAGUGUGAUUAUGGAGGAGCAUGCUGUACUUCUCAACAAUUUGAAUUCAUUGCAGUGGUUUAAUAGGGAGAAGUUGGAGUAUUAUGCACAGGCUAUUCAUAAUAAAGGAGCACCUAUGAAUAAUUGUUGGGGUUUCAUCGAUGGUACAGCAAGGAAAAUUUGUCGACCCUCUGAAAAUCAAGAAGAGUAUUAUUCAGGACACAAAAGGUAUCACUGCAUAAAAUUCCAAUCAAUAAUUUGUCCUGAUGGAAUUAUUGUUAGUUUGAAAGGCGCAUAUCCGGGAAGAAGGCAUGAUGCCAGAAUAUUUAGGGAGUCAGGUAUCUCUGAAGAAUUAGUGCAAAAGACAUGUUUUGACACAGACGAUUUGUUUUAUUUGGUGAUCAAGGAUAUGGGCUGAGUGA